GCUUAAAGCAUCCAAAAUAUCUAUGAAAGCAUUUGAUUUUUACACUAAAAAKUUUAUAUAUUUCCCAUCGACCAUUGCGGUCCACUUCCGGUUUCUUCCAAUUCAAGAUGGCGGUUCUUUUUACUAAAUCACGGAGCUUCAGUUUGUCUUCUUUGUUUCUCKUUUUAAUUGUUUUAAAUGUUUGUAUCUGCGAAAAGGUUAAAGACGUUCCAAAGGAUAAGGAUGGUAAAGCAAAACAGAAGAUAGGAAAGAAUAUAUUAGACUAUACCGAAGCUGAUAUGAGCAGACUUCUUGACCAAUGGGAGGAAAAUGAUGAUGAUGAUGAUGAUGAUGAUAAAUAUGAUGAUGAUGAUCCCAGAAAGCCAAAGCCAAAAAUGCCAGCAUUUGAUCCAUCCAAGAUUAAGGAUGAUCCAAUGGCAUUUCUAAAGCUUUCCAAGAAAGGCAAAGUUCUUAUGUUAUUUGUUGCUAUUGCCGACAAUCCAACCAAGACAGCCACUGAUAAGAUAUCUGCAAGGUGGCAAACUAGCCUGCACAAUGCGCAUUUGCAAGUAGAAAGAUACAUUGUAGCAGAUGACAGAGUGUUAUUCAUGUUGAAAGAUGGCAGUAUAGCAUGGGAGGUCAAGGAUUUUAUAAUCACUCAGCCGGAAUGUAAAAUGGUUGAAUUUGACAAUCAAAAGUUUCCUGGAUUCCGUUUCAAAGAUACCGAGGCAAAAACUGAAUUAUAACAGCUGCUUUAGUAGAUGUACUUCAUCUUAAUUAACUACUCAAAGAAAGGAAUUGAGCACUAGUAUUAGAUCACAAGUCUUGAUAAAAACCAACCUGUGAAGGAACUAGCUGUGUGAAAACUAGUGCAGUAUCAAGUGUUUAGUAUUGCCAAAAUGCACAAUCCACAACAAUGUCAAUGAAGCCACUUCAUGUUCAUGACAAUAAUAUUAUUUAACUUUCUGCACUAUUCACCCAAUAUGUGAUCAUUACAAAACAAUAAAUGCGCAUUCAAACACUAGUUGGCAAUUAAAUGCAAUGAUGUGAUUUCCUCAAAUAAAUUAGGUAUCAGAGUAUAAGAAAUACAUAAUUUUUCUGAAGGCUUAGCUAAAUUGCAAAGAUGUGCGGCAUCCAGUUUGUUUUAAAGCAGRCAUGGUCUGAAAAAUCUCGAGUUUAAGAUCAUGGUUGAGAAUGAAACAACUUGUUCAUGGGAUGAAAGCUUUUGCAUACCUGGUACUUAUUAUAUAAAUCUGCCCAGUAGAGUGAUCCCACUUAAGCAGUGCAAACGUAUAAAAUCUAAGUAGUACUAAUUUGUACUAAAAGUGGAUGUUAAGCAAGGCAGUAUUGAAUGCUUCAUUUGUAUCAAUUCAAUUUAAUUUGCGUACUGCAUGCACGAUUUACUAAAUACAACUAAAUAGCACUAUUAGUUUGUACAGUUGCACGGAUUAAGUGCGAUCACUCUAAUGGCAGAUUUUUUACAACUUUUUUUAAAUCAGAAUUUCUUGUAUACUGCAAAACCAUUCAUAGAAUUAAUAAAAGUUUGAUCACAAAA
Molecule: messenger RNA, 1534 nt
Organism: Exaiptasia diaphana
Lineage: Eukaryota; Metazoa; Cnidaria; Anthozoa; Actiniaria; Aiptasiidae
Product: LDLR chaperone boca
Exons: 3
Coding region: 108-725 (205 amino acids)
Biological process (GO): protein folding
Source: RefSeq, a predicted model, not a curated record